This is a messenger RNA of Penicillium brasilianum, 1883 nucleotides long. Lineage: Eukaryota; Fungi; Ascomycota; Eurotiomycetes; Eurotiales; Aspergillaceae. The record is from the annotation of a GenBank genome assembly.
GUUGUUUACUUGAAAGGUGAGUUCUGAUAGCUCAUAUAUUCCUGGUUUCCCCCCUCCUCUACAUCAUACCCCGCCAUCCUGCCCCUCCUCCAUCUUCUUCUCCUUCCUCGCAUCCCUCUUCCAUCUCCUUCACCUGAAUCACCAGACAGGAAACCCCGGCAAAAUAAAGGUAAACCCAACUGAGCUUCGGUGACGGCCGUAGCCAAUUGCCCCAUCCGCAUUUGCUGAGCUCCAAGCAAAUCAGCUGUGCCCAAUCCCUUCUCCCCCGUCCGGCCUGUCUUUUUGGGUCAUCGGUGAACCUGGUCCCCCGCCGUUAGUCACACGUCGGCACUCGCCUUAAUAUAUCAUUGCCUUCGCUGCUUUUUUCUCCUCCUUUCUUGCAACCAGACUGAUUUUCAUUCUCCAUCAGAUCUUCUUCAUCCAAAAUGCCCAUCUCCAAGGUUCACGCUCGUUCCGUGUACGACUCUCGCGGUAACCCCACCGUUGAGGUCGACAUUGUCACCGAGACCGGCCUCCACCGCGCCAUCGUCCCCUCCGGUGCUUCCACCGGCCAGCACGAGGCUGUUGAGCUCCGUGAUGGUGACAAGUCCCAGUGGGGCGGCAAGGGUGUCCUCAAGGCCGUGAAGAACGUCAACGAGACCAUUGGCCCCGCUCUCAUCAAGGAGAACAUUGAUGUCAAGGACCAGGCCAAGGUCGACGAGUUCCUCAAUAAGCUCGACGGCACCGCCAACAAGGGUAACCUUGGUGCCAACGCCAUCCUCGGUGUCUCCUUGGCUGUUGCCAAGGCUGCUGCCGCCGAGAAGGGUGUCCCUCUCUACGCUCACAUCUCCGACCUCGCCGGUACCAAGAAGCCCUACGUCCUGCCCGUUCCCUUCCAGAACGUCCUGAACGGUGGCUCCCACGCCGGUGGCCGUCUGGCCUUCCAGGAGUUCAUGAUUGUCCCUGACUCCGCUCCCUCCUUCUCCGAGGCCCUCCGCCAGGGCUCUGAGGUCUACCAGAAGCUCAAGACCCUUGCCAAGAAGAAGUACGGCCAGUCCGCCGGUAACGUCGGUGACGAGGGUGGUGUCGCUCCCGAUAUUCAGACCGCCGAGGAGGCACUCGACCUGAUCACCGAUGCCAUUGAGCAGACCGGCUACACCGGCAAGAUUUCCAUUGCCAUGGACGUUGCCUCCAGCGAGUUCUACAAGGCCGAGGAGAAGAAGUACGACCUCGACUUCAAGAACCCCGAGAGCGACCCCACCAAGUGGAUCACCUACGAGCAGCUCGCCGACCUGUACAAGCAGCUCGCUUCCAAGUACCCCAUUGUCUCCAUCGAGGACCCCUUCGCUGAGGAUGACUGGGAGGCCUGGAGCUACUUCUACAAGACCUCCGACUUCCAGAUUGUCGGUGAUGACUUGACCGUCACCAACCCCCUCCGCAUCAAGAAGGCCAUCGAGCUCAAGUCUUGCAACGCCCUUCUCCUCAAGGUCAACCAGAUCGGUACCCUCACCGAGUCCAUCCAGGCUGCCAAGGACUCCUACGCUGACGGCUGGGGUGUCAUGGUCUCCCACCGCUCCGGUGAGACCGAGGAUGUCACCAUCGCUGACAUUGCUGUCGGUCUCCGCGCUGGCCAGAUCAAGACCGGUGCUCCUGCCCGUUCUGAGCGUCUUGCUAAGCUCAACCAGAUCCUCCGCAUUGAGGAGGAGCUCGGUGAGAACGCUAUCUAUGCCGGCAAGAACUUCCGCACCUCUGUCAACCUGUAAAUCAUAGUCCAUAAAUGACUGCGCGGGAUUGAAAAGGCACGAGAAAAAUGGAUGGUCAAGUCUCGCAUAAAGGGCUACCAUCAGUUAUGAUUAUGAAUUUAAUAAAGUCUUCUGAAAUACAAGAGAAUAUUUAAAUAAAUU